UUUUGUGCAAUUGUUCUCAGCCAGGUACGCAAUGAUGACCAUCCUAAACUUACUUCGCUCUGCCACUCAAUUAUCAAAGAUCAUCAGCCAUUCGAGAGACUUGAAAUCAAGAAGGCUGAUCUUUUGGAGAUGUUUGCUUAUAAUCAAUUUAAGCUGCGUAUCUUAAAAGAACGUGUAAAUACACCCACCACCACAGUUUACAGAUGUGGUCCAUUGAUAGAUCUCUGUCUCGGACCACACGCUUUAGAAGUCAUUAAGAGUAGUGCAGCCUAUUGGGAGGGAAAAGCUGAUGCCGAAUCUUUACAGCGUAUCUAUGGCAUAUCGUUUCCGGACAUAAAGCAGCUUAAGGAGUGGAAACGAAUUCAGGUGCGUGCCGUCUCAUUGUCCUGA
This is a messenger RNA of Protopolystoma xenopodis, 390 nucleotides long. Lineage: Eukaryota; Metazoa; Platyhelminthes; Monogenea; Polystomatidea; Polystomatidae. The record is from the annotation of a GenBank genome assembly.